Messenger RNA from Cyclocybe aegerita, 1503 nucleotides. Lineage: Eukaryota; Fungi; Basidiomycota; Agaricomycetes; Agaricales; Hemipholiotaceae. The record is from the annotation of a GenBank genome assembly.
AUGCAAACGUCCAACCCGCGCCCAAAGAUCGUUGUGACGAGGGACAUAGGACCGGCUACCAUGCCCUUGCUGUUUGAGAAGCAGUCAUCUUACGAGAUCGUGCUUUGGCCGGAGGAUCGGCCUUGUGGGAGGGAAUGGCUCUUGGAGAACGCGAAAGGAGCUGCUGCACUCAUAAUCCUUGUCACAGACAAAAUAGAUGCAAAAUUGCUGGACAUUGCUGGACCUCAGCUUGUGGUCGUCUCUACUGUUUCUGUGGGCUACGAACACGUCGACGUCAAGGAGCUAGCCAAACGAAACAUCAAACUUGGUUACACGCCCGAUGUUCUUACCGAUGCAGUUGCUGAUGUGUCUAUCAUGCUCGCCUUGAUGGCAGGGCGACUCGCCCGCGAAGCGAUGGCAGUCGUCAACGAAGGAAGGUGGCCCAACUUCAACUGGGCCCCUUUCCUCUUCUGCGGCCCACAACUCAGCGCAACUAAGUCCUCUCCGAAACGUACGGCAGGCUUCAUCGGUUUCGGCCGCAUCGCACAUGCCACUCUUGCGCGCCUCAUCCCUUUCGGCUUUACCCACUGCGUUUACGCGUCUAGCCCUUCCUCCAAACCCACUCCCGAGCGGGACGACAUCCUAGCGAAGGACCUCCGCCUUCAAUCCAUCCAGCGCGUUGAUCUCGACACAGUGGCCUCUGAGAGCGACGUCGUGUUCGUGCUGACGCCGGGUGGUGCGCAGACGAAAGAUCUGAUUAAUGAGACCUUCUUGAGGAAGAUGAAGAAGACGAGCGUGCUAGUCAACGCAGGACGUGGGCCGGUUGUCGACUCAGACGCGCUUGCGAAGGCGCUAAAGGAGGGAUGGAUAUGGGGUGCCGGAUUGGACGUCGUUGCCGGAGAGCCGAAGAUUUAUGCAGAUCACCCACUUGUGAAGGAACCUAGAUGCGUGAUACUGCCGCAUAUUGGGAGUGCCACUCUGGAGACUCGCGUGGACAUGGCCAAUCUGGGGGUCAAUAAUGCGUUGGCUGCCCUUGCUGGAACCGAGAUGCCUGCAGAGCGCAGGAUGGCCACCCGUAGCCAACAUGCCUCAAACACGUCGGAUGCAUGGAACUACCUCUCCGCCGUCCGUUCCCAGUUUCACGACAGACCAGAAGUUUACCAGUGCUUCCUCUACGUGUUCAGAGAUUUGCAAGAAGGGCGCAUCAGCAUGCGUACGACCGUGGACGUCGUUACAGUUCUCUUCCACAGACUCCCUAACUUGCUCGCCGGUUUUAAUCGCUUCUUACCAGCUGAAUAUAGGAUUCCUGUUCCUGAUAUGGUGUCCAGCGCCGAUCCAACUGCUGUGGCAGCCAACGGCGAAGAGACAAACCUUGAUCCCCUUUGCUAUAUCUUGGCCGUCAAGGCCGAGUUCAAGGACCAGCCGGAGGUGUAUGGCCACUUCAUCGAUAUCAUGAUGCAAAUUUACGCACUCGUGUUAUAUUGGCUAACGGCUCGGACACCCGGCGCUGCUGCAGGGAUUUAA